Molecule: messenger RNA, 351 nt
Organism: Manis pentadactyla (Chinese pangolin)
Lineage: Eukaryota; Metazoa; Chordata; Mammalia; Pholidota; Manidae
Gene: WFDC10A
Product: WAP four-disulfide core domain 10A
Exons: 2
Coding region: 45-284 (79 amino acids)
Cellular component (GO): extracellular region
Molecular function (GO): peptidase inhibitor activity
Source: RefSeq, a predicted model, not a curated record
AGGGAAGUCAGUGCCAGGCAGAGCUCACCUCUCCCGCCAGAGUCAUGCCAGCGCGGGCCCUGCUGCCCGUCCUGCUCCUCUGUGUGCUGCUGCGACAGGCCGAGGGAGGGUUCCGUGGCCAGAGGCGGACACAGAGAACACAGCUACCCACAGACAUCAAGGUGUGCGAGAAGCCCACCAACAUAUACAUGUGCAGACGCAGGUGUGAGUAUCACCAAGAGUGUCAAGCAAAUAACAUCUGCUGUUCCACCUUCUGCGGGAACGUUUGCAUGAGCCUCCUGUGAGAUGGAGAGGAGCCGGGCAGGGGCAUCCUGCUCCCCUGACCCUCUGUUCAGGGACAGUGCCCGCCAC